Toxotes jaculatrix (banded archerfish) is the source of this 1458-nucleotide messenger RNA. RefSeq names its product somatostatin receptor 3 (gene sstr3a). Gene Ontology annotation, molecular function: neuropeptide binding; somatostatin receptor activity. Gene Ontology annotation, cellular component: membrane; neuron projection. The coding region runs from base 1 to 1458 and encodes 485 amino acids. The transcript has a single exon. NCBI's taxonomy places the organism in Eukaryota, Metazoa, Chordata, Actinopteri, Toxotidae. The record is from RefSeq and is a predicted model, not a curated record. Gene Ontology annotation, biological process: neuropeptide signaling pathway.
AUGGGUGACGUCUCACAUCCCGAGCUGGAGAUGACGGAUGAGAUGUGGGAGAACAGCAGCUUCGCCAGCCCCUCGCCUGGACUCCCCCUGUUUCUGCUCAUGUUCAACAACAGCGAUCUGAACGAGACGCUGUUCAACGCCACCAACGCCACCGUCACAGACGCCUCCUCAGGUCCCAGCGUGGCAGGGGUCCUCAUCCCACUCAUAUACAUCAUUGUUUGUAUCAUCGGCCUGGGUGGAAACACUUUAGUGAUUCACAUUGUGCUGCACUACUCGAAGAUAGAGUCAGUCACCAACAUCUACAUCCUCAACUUGGCCAUUGCAGACGAGCUCUUCAUGCUCGGCCUGCCUUUCCUGGCGGUGCAGAACACCCUGCAGUCGUGGCCCUUUGGCUCCUUCAUGUGCCGCCUGGUCAUGACUGUCGACUCCAUCAACCAGUUCACCAGCAUCUUCUGCCUGACUGUGAUGAGCAUCGACCGCUACCUCGCCGUAGUUCACCCCAUUCGGUCUUCAAAGUGGCGCCGCCCUCAGGUGGCCAAAGUGGUGAAUGGCACCGUGUGGGCGGUGUCGUUUCUUGUUGUUCUGCCUGUGGUCAUCUUUGCCAACAUCCAGAAGGCAGGAGGCACCUGUAACAUCGCCUGGCCUCAGCCGGCUAACAUCUGGAGGGCGGCCUUCAUUAUCUACACCUCCACUGUUGGCUUCUUCUGCCCGCUUCUUAUCAUCUGCCUCUGUUACCUGCUCAUCGUUUUCAAGAUCCGCAGCUCGGGUAAAAAAGUCCACGCCACUUCCACCAAACGCAGGAAGUCGGAGCGGAAAGUGACACGGAUGGUUGUGAUUGUUGUUGCCGUGUUUGUCUUCUGCUGGCUGCCGUUCUACGCCCUCAACAUCAUCAACCUGCUGGUGUCCCUGCCUCCGGAGUACCAGGGCCUUUACUAUUUUGUCGUAGUGCUCGGUUACGCCAACAGCUGCGCCAACCCCAUCGUCUAUGGCUUCUUAUCGGACAACUUCAAGAGAGGUUUCCGGAAAGCGCUCUGCCGCUCUACGAGGAAGGUGGAAAACCUUGAGCCCAUGGAGCGCCAGCAGCAGCAGGAGGAGGGAAGGAGGGCACUCAUGCCCAGGGAAAGCCUGAGACGGGCGAUCAGGGACGAAGAAGAUGACGACGAGGAAGACGUCUCAGAAAUGACUGAGAUCUACAGAAUCGCCCAGAAUGGAAACAGCAGCUUCCAGCCGCAAAGCUCACAGCCGCUGUUCUCAGAGAAGGGGGCGACUCCAGGAGCAAUGGAGCUGUCGUCCCCAGACAAGAAGGACAAAGCUGGGGACGUGAAAGGGAAAGACGCGAUCAACGGGUCCACGCUGACUGUCCCGUUGCUUCUCAACGGAGCCAAGAAUGGGAGUGUCAAAACUCUGCCAGAGGAAAACUUGGAACAGAGCACGUCACUGGAGAUAAGUUAUUUAUAA